This is a messenger RNA of Ochotona curzoniae (black-lipped pika), 2454 nucleotides long. It is a transcript of the gene ARL4A, whose product is annotated as ADP ribosylation factor like GTPase 4A. Lineage: Eukaryota; Metazoa; Chordata; Mammalia; Lagomorpha; Ochotonidae. The coding region runs from base 273 to 875 and encodes 200 amino acids. The record is from RefSeq and is a predicted model, not a curated record. The transcript has 2 exons. Gene Ontology annotation, cellular component: cytoplasm. Gene Ontology annotation, molecular function: GTP binding; GTPase activity. Gene Ontology annotation, biological process: intracellular protein transport; vesicle-mediated transport.
GCGUUAGCUCAGUCAGAGAGGCCGGGUUACCUCUGGAGGAACCGCCGCGCUGUCCGUGCCCCGGAGCGGCCGGGUUACCUCAGGGGGAGCGGCCGGGUGACCUCAGCAGGAGCAGCCGCGCUGUCAGCCGGAGCGGCCGCCCAUGCCCCGGCACUGGGUCCCCGACUGUGGCCCCGGAGCAGUCUGGUGGCCGGAUUCUCCAGGAAGAGACGUUUGGAAGCAGUGAGAAAGGAGCCUUUCCAUUCGGGGCACUGAGCGGGACACUGCUGGAGAUGGGGAAUGGAUUCUCGGACCAAACUUCCAUCUUGGCCAGCCUGCCCUCCUUCCAGUCCUUCCACAUCGUCAUCCUGGGCUUGGACUGCGCAGGCAAGACCACAGUCUUGUACCGACUGCAGUUCAACGAAUUUGUAAACACUGUCCCCACGAAAGGAUUUAACACAGAGAAAAUCAAGGUAACCUUAGGCAACUCCAAGACUGUCACUUUUCACUUUUGGGAUGUAGGUGGUCAGGAGAAAUUAAGGCCAUUGUGGAAGUCCUACACCAGGUGCACAGAUGGCAUCGUGUUCGUUGUGGACUCGGUGGACGUAGAAAGGAUGGAGGAGGCGAAAACUGAACUGCAUAAAAUCACUAGGAUAUCAGAAAAUCAAGGGGUCCCUGUGCUUAUUGUCGCUAACAAACAAGAUCUGAGGAACUCGCUGUCGCUCUCGGAAAUUGAGAAGUUGUUAGCGAUGGGGGAACUGAGCUCGUCCACUCCGUGGUACCUGCAGCCCACGUGUGCCAUCAUUGGAGACGGAUUAAAGGAAGGACUUGAGAAACUACACGAGAUGAUCCUCAAAAGGAGGAAGAUGCUGCGACAACAGAAGAAGAAAAGAUGAAUAGCUUUUGUAUGUAUAUGGAGCAGGCUUGCCCUGAUCUGAUUUGGACACGCGGAAGCAUCCAUGUCCACAGCCUGGUUUGCCACCUGCCCUGGAUGCUACUUAAAGCUUUGUUUUGUUGAACAAUCAGAUGCCCAACUCCGUUGCCUUGUGGAAUAUGAAUAAAUGCAGUGCUUCUUAGAGUGGUCUCUUGCUGCCUUCCCCCCAAAUCUUUUGGUACUACCAUUUUUGGGAAGCCAAGCAAGGGUAGUAAACCGACCACAAAAUAGUUGUGGAAAUUGAUGUGAAAUUAGUCAAAGAAAACUGGGAAGAAUGUCUACUUAGUGUUUUGUGCUAGUGUUCUUCUGGGAGAAGGCUUUGCAAGAAAUUGCAUUCAGGGCUAUAUAAAGAUGCAAAACAAAUGAAUGGAAAUGUUAACUAGGUUAAUAAAAUACAUGCUUGUAUCGAUCCCAUUGGCCCAACCAGUUCUUAACCUAAGCAAUGAAAGGAAGCAUUUGCUUUUCUAAAAUUUUGACCAGAUGAUUUUUGAUAUUUGCUGGAAUCUCAUCCUCUUCAUUCUAGACAAUAUUAAGUUGGUCUAACUUUGAUGAAGAGGAUUCAGGUGCAUGAAUUAACUCUCCUGGCUAAGCAUGUUUUGGUGUGUAGUUUCUUUAGAAAUAGCUAUACAUCUUUUAAUACAGUUUAAAACAACAUUUUGGGGCUGUAGGGCUGUUACAGUUUAUCAGAAGCACUUUCACUUGGAAAACCUAAAAUUGUUGACUCAUGUAAUAAAUAAGGUUAUGUGGAUUUCUGUGGUCACAGAUGUACAUGGUUGGGUACAUGUAAGGGUUUAUGAAGAAAUCAGUUGAUGAAUCAGCCAAAAGACUAAUUACCAUACAUGAUCUCAAAAUUAGUCCAAUUGGAGAAUAUAUGUUUUAUUAAUACCUGCUGCCUGAAAACAGAUGCAGUUUUCAUAUAUUUUUGUAGUAUCUUAGGAGGAACAAAAGCUUUAUAAACAACACGUGAUACAUUAUGAAAUGAAAAUGGAAAAGACACCGAAUCUGUAUUCUGAGCUUUAAUGUUUUGUUUACAAACCAAGUGGUGUUCCGUGGGCUUUCCAGUCUGGAUUAUGGAAAGGAAGGAUGCUAUUACUGCAGAUAAGAAUUAUGAUGGUGGCAAAGGAGGAGGAAGUGACAGAGCUGUCUGAAAACUCUGGUGCUGUUUACAUUGUGAUGCUAACUAGAUCAAAGGUCUUCAAUUCCUACCUACAGAGACUUCCUAGGAUAACCCAUUAACAUGGAUGUUUCCUGCAAGUACAUGUAGUCAACAACUGUUUGGCAAGUCACGACAAGAAAUGCACUUUGUUAGCUAAGGUUUUUUUUUUUUUUUCCUGAUUGGUUUCUUUUUUGCUUUUUUUGUUUUUCUGUGGUGGCACUGGCAUAACCAAGUUUUUAGAACUUUGAUUCUUAUCCAUGCAAAAUGAAGUAGCUUUCUAUAAAGCUUUCUUACGUAAUUGUACCUGCACUAGUCUUGGUCACUUAGAAUGUUUAUAUUUAUACAAACCUAGAUAAUAACUACCAAUAAAUUACUUGAGAAAUGA